This is a messenger RNA of Fusarium tjaetaba, 2346 nucleotides long. Its product is annotated as SPB1-like protein. Gene Ontology annotation, molecular function: rRNA (guanine) methyltransferase activity; rRNA (uridine-2'-O-ribose)-methyltransferase activity. Bases 1 to 2346 code for a protein of 781 amino acids. The record is from RefSeq and is a predicted model, not a curated record. Lineage: Eukaryota; Fungi; Ascomycota; Sordariomycetes; Hypocreales; Nectriaceae. Gene Ontology annotation, biological process: rRNA methylation; maturation of LSU-rRNA from tricistronic rRNA transcript (SSU-rRNA, 5.8S rRNA, LSU-rRNA); maturation of 5.8S rRNA from tricistronic rRNA transcript (SSU-rRNA, 5.8S rRNA, LSU-rRNA). The transcript has 4 exons. Gene Ontology annotation, cellular component: nucleus; preribosome, large subunit precursor; nucleolus.
AUGGCGAUCCAGAAGAAGCAUGGCAAAGGGCGUCUCGACAAGUGGUACAAAUUAGCAAAAGAAAGAGGAUAUCGAGCCCGCGCAGCUUUUAAACUGAUUCAGCUAAACAAGAAGUAUGGCUUCCUCGAGCAGAGCAAGGUCGUCAUUGAUCUUUGCGCUGCACCUGGCGCCGAUACCGUGAUACACGACGGAGCUCCCAACGUUGGAACCGCCUGGGUACAGGACGCUUUCGACCAAAAUCGGCUCGUACUCGAGAGUUUACGUCUGGCUACGGAAUUUCUGAAGGAAUCUGGAACCUUCGUGACGAAACUGUUCCGCAGUCGUGAUUCGAAUGCCCUUAUCUGGGUUUUCAACCAGCUAUUCGACAAGGUGGACACAACGAAGCCGCCCUCGAGUCGUGCUGUGUCAAGUGAAGUGUUUUGCGUAUGCCGUGGAUACAAGGCUCCAAAGCACCUGGACCCGAGAUUCCUCGACCCUAAGAGCGUUUUUGCUGAACUGGCUGGCCCGACACCGAAUAACGAGGCCAAGGUCUACAACCCUGAAGUCAAAAAGCGUAAGCGAGAUGGUUAUGAAGAAGGCGAUUACACGCAGUUCAAGGCGAUGCCUGCGUCAGAGUUCAUACAAACAACAGACCCAAUCGCUGUACUUGGUUCAUACAACUCCUUGACUUUUCAGCAACCACCCAAUGGAGAUGUUGCGUUGGCGGCACUUGACAAACUUCCCGAGACAACAGAUGAAAUUCGAAACUGUUGUUCAGAUCUUCGGGUACUGGGACGAAAAGACUUUAAACUUCUGCUCAAGUGGCGGUUAAAAGUUAGAGAGCUGUUUGGAUUUCAGAGCAAGACUACUCCAGCCAUUGAAGAAUCGGAAGAAGUGGCUGAAGUUGAGCCAAUGGAUGAGGAGCUAAAGAUUCAGGAAGAACUUCAAAACAUGAAGGAACGAGAAAACACGAAACGAAAACGAGAAAAGCGAAAGGAAAAUGAGCGAAAACAACGUGAGGUAGUGCGCAUGCAACUCAACAUGGGCACACCUUUUGACAUUGGUCUAGAAGAAAGUGGACCAAUUGGCGAGGGGGCAAUGUUUUCACUCAGGAAAGUCGACAAGACAGAUGCCAUGCGGAGAUUGAAUCGUGGCAAGAUGAUUGUUCCCUCUCAAGCGACCCGGAAGGAGGCCGACAGUGGCCUUGGCUCAUCAGGAGAGACGGAUGAUGAGAGUGACCCUGAAGAAGAUCGCCUGGAGCGAGAGCUUGAGUCCAUGUACGACCAAUACAAAGAGCGCAAGGCUGAGGUUGAUGCAAAAUAUCGAGCCAAAAAGGCCCGUAAGAAUUUUGGUGAUGAUGAGUGGGAUGGCCUGUCUGGCGAGGAAGCGGAUGAGAAAGAUGGUUCUUCGGAGCUUGAGGAGGACAAUUCCUCUUCCGACGAAGAAGACGAAGCUCCUGCAGAGGGACUCAUCCGCGAUCUGGAUCCUUCAAAGGGGGCGAACGGUUUAUCGAAGCGAGCAACAGCUUUCUUCAACCAAGACAUCUUCUCAGGCAUAAGCGGGAUCUUACCUGAGCAGGAAGAUGCUGCCGAAGACAGUGUGGACGAAGAAGUCAACCGAGAUGCGGCAGCUAUUAUGGCCCAGCAAGCAAAGAAUCGCAAAGCUGAGACUCCUGCUAAGUCUACCAAGACCAAAGCGGCCCAAGUCGACUCUGACGCUGAGAUGGAGGACGAUGAGGAUGGGUUUGAGGUUGUCAAGCGAAAUGAUGAUGACGAUUGGGACAAAGGCACCCGACGAGCCGAUGGAAGACCCGAUAUCGAUAUUAUCACUGCUGAAGCGAUGUCUCUUGCCCACAGGCUCGCUACUGGUCAAACGACAACACAUGAUGCUAUUGAUGACGGUUACAACAAGUACGCCUUCCGCGAUAGGGACGGAUUACCAGACUGGUUUGUGGAGGAUGAGUCACGACAUGAUAAGCUUCAGAAACCCAUCAGCAAGGCUGCUGCGCAGGCGAUCAAGGAGAAGAUGCGAGCUUUCAAUGCUCGCCCCAUCAAGAAGGUGCGCGAGGCUAAGGCUCGCAAGAAGUUCAAGGCCGCACAGAAGCUUGAGAAGCUCAAGAAGAAGUCAGAAUUACUCAACAAUGACGAAAAUAUGACCGAGAAGGAGAAGGCUGCCAGCAUCUCGCGCCUUAUUUCGAGAGCAGCAAAGAAGCCCCAGAAGCAACUGCCCAAGCUCGUUGUCGCCCGCGGUCUCAACCGGGGCAUCAAGGGACGUCCUAAAGGGGUUAAGGGGAGGUACCGCAUCGUAGACCCCAGGCAAAAGAAGGAAUUGCGAGCGCAGAAGAGGAUUGCCAAGAAGAAGAAGUAA